CUAACAGAGUUAUUCCUGUAAGAGAUAUGGCAGCCUUACACAUGUUGGCUAUUGUCACCUUGUUCCUUCAUUUCAAAAUUAUUGCUGGUGAUGAAACGAGGAUUAUUUCUAGUAAAGCGUAUUCUGAGUGCACUCAGUUCAUCUCCCCUACAAAUGCUACCGUCAUUGAAGGCAUAUAUAGCGUUGCCGCGUGUGGUGUGCAGUGUUCUACGGAAACCCAAUGUGUGGCUUUCAGCGUGUCUGUGGCUGGUGACACGUGCAUGAUCCACCGUGAGAUGUUCCUGACAGGUGUCUGCUACAGUGGAGGGUGGCGCCAUUUCAAUGUCCAGAACCGAUGCAUGAAUGGGGGCGAAUAUGACCAGGACAAGCUAAGCUGUCAAUGUUAUGGUGGCUAUAUCGGCCAGUUCUGUGAAAGAAUCAUGCAAGAUUGUUCGGAAGGAUAUAGCACACAUCAUUAUAACAAGGGGUCUGGGAUAUAUUUAAUUCAACCAUAUAUGGCACCUGGCCCAUUCAAAGUCAAGUGCAGGAUGCAGUACGGUGGCAAUACAUAUAUUCAAAUUCAUAUGGACGGAUCUACCAAUUUCAAUCGGUCGUGGCAAGAAUACAAGGAUGGCUUUGGGGACCUUACCAAGGACUUCUGGCUUGGAAACGACAAAAUAGCUUCCAUUACAAAUGGGCGCAGUCAGUUACUCACAUUUAAAACUACAGAUAAUAGUUCCACUGUUCAAAGACAGAGAAUAUACAAAUCUUUCACCCUUUCCCAAGAUGGCCUCUACACAAUGACAUAUGAACGGUCUUGGGCACACAUACUUCCUGAACAUGUUGGUGGUGAUUGUUUAGCCGAAUUGAAGGGGCAGCCCUUCUCUACCUUCGAUCGUGACAACGAUGACAGCCCCCUGAACUGUGCUCAAGAGCACCAGUCUGGAUUUUGGUUCAAGAACUGCACCCCCUGUAAUCCCAAUGGUGUUUGGUCAGAGACUCCGGACAAGCUGAGAGCUGGAGUACCUUGGGAGAUGUUCUGGACACCUGUAACAGGAGACAACCUGAUACUGUCAUGCUUUGCCUAUUUGAAAGCCUAAUUAUUUUUAUAUAUUACUGUUAACGCCUCAUCCAGGUUGUUCCUUGUUCCCGCUGUCCAUCAUCAUAUUUGAGAGGUUGAACUCCGCGGCAGAAAAAUAUAUUCUGGCCCAGUGCUGAGAACAAAGUUUGCACCUUGAGUUCCGUUUGGUGAUGAAUUGUGUUUUUAUUCCCACAUUUUUAUAAAACAUUUCUUUAGACGUCCAAAAUGAACGUUUGUUAAAAGUCAUGCCAUUUGACCGAUUUAGUUGAAGAGGUGCAAUCGUAAGGAGAGACAUCAUAUGUUACACACAGAGAAAAUCCUUUUGGCACAUACAGACUUUCACGACACCGCUUGUCUCCAAAUCUUGACAGAGGGACGUGUUCCAGCUAGGCAAUAAUAGCG
This is a messenger RNA of Haliotis rubra (blacklip abalone), 1462 nucleotides long. Its product is annotated as fibrinogen-like protein 1. The coding region runs from base 27 to 1079 and encodes 350 amino acids. Lineage: Eukaryota; Metazoa; Mollusca; Gastropoda; Lepetellida; Haliotidae. The transcript is spliced from 3 exons. The record is from RefSeq and is a predicted model, not a curated record.